UUAGGGUGGCGCGCGGCGCGGCGCGGCGCGCGGCUGACUGUCACCCGGGUGUUUUGCUCGGCAACAUCCGCACAGAGAUGGCAGUAGAGCCGUAGCUGACUGCGGGGCCUGUACGGUGACCAGCGGCCCGAGCCUUACCGAACUGCGGGACUGUAGGGAAGGAGCGCAGCGCCGAAAAAGUGCAGCCAUGGGACACGGAGUGGGCUGAACAGGAAGGCCUAGCGAAAGACGUCUGUUCUGCUGAUGGUGCUUUGUGUGUGCUGAAGGCUUCCCACCGCGGUGGAUGACAUGGCCACGGCCUCAUCGAGAGCAGAGACUAGCCAUAACCACCGACGCACGUCGCAGCUCCAUGCCAUCGUUUCAUGUGCCAAGCUUAAGAGGAAGAAGAGCGUUUUCGGGGCUGCCAUUUAUGUGGAGGUGACAGCAGAGGGAGAGACCCGCCGCACGACUAAAUCUCACAGCUCCUCCAGCCCCAAAUGGGACGAGCGGCUCACUCUGACUGUGACACCGCACUCACAGGUGGAUUUCAAAGUAUGGAGUCACCACACCCUGAAAGCGGACGCUCUGGUGGGCAAAGCCACGCUGGAUCUCAGUCCUGCGUUGGAACAGCAUGACAGAAAAUUGGAGAACGUGAAGGAGGUGCUGAAGCUGAACGCGGAGCAGAAAGGGGUCUGCGUGCCCGUUGGCGAGCUGACGGUCUACCUCGACGGCCUGACUGUCGCUGACCAGGAGGAGCUGGCCCCGCUGACCAAUGGCAGCGCAGCAAACGGCACCAGUGAGCUCACUGUUUAUGUUAGGGAAGUCCAACAGAAUGGAGACGCCAUUCAUGAAAACGGGGACACUUCUUCCUCUUCUUCUAGAGCUGCAAACAGCACCAUGAACGGAGCAGAGCCGGUCCAGAGGUCCGGUUCCUGCUCAGCCUCCAGUGGUGCAGACGCUCCGGUGCCUUCCAGCUCCUGCAGCCCUGCUCUCGAUCAUGUCACCAGCUUGAUCAAUGGAGACGCAACACCCAACUCCACCCCGGUGCACCAGCCUCCAGACAGCGACCCAGACACCAGAAUGGUGAAUGGAGACUCCUCUGAGGCUGCUCCCAGGCAAUCUUCUGCAUCUAGAAGAGAAACGCAGCCCCCUGCAGGUGAAAACCAGGAGAGCACUCCAGAUGCCUCACUGCCAGAUGCUGAAACAUCACCAGCUAGCACCUCCCGGCCCCCCCCAUCUUCCACGCCUUCUCCAGCCUCGUCUCUCGCUGCUAAACCCGCCGAUGGCACCGCCGCUGCUUCUACCACGUCUGCCUCCGCCACCCAGGGGGCUACCACCCUCACAACGUCCUCGUCGUCGGCCUCUUCCUCCCCAGCGCCGGGGGAAGCGGCUGCUCCGGGCGCCGGGGCUGGAGGCAGUAAUGGCAGCAGCUCGACAGCAACUGAUGGGGUGAAGCCCAGGCAGACGGCCCCUAACGCUCCAGCAUCAGAUCCUCUACCGCCAGGGUGGGAGCAGAGAAAAGAUCCACAUGGGAGAACAUACUAUGUGGACCACAACACCAGAACUACUACCUGGGAAAGGCCACAGCCACUGCCUCCAGGAUGGGAGCGUCGGGUGGACGAUCGGGGUCGGAUCUAUUACGUCGACCACAACACCCGCACCACCACCUGGCAGCGCCCCACCAUGGAGUCGGUGCGCAACUUCGAGCAGUGGCAGAGCCAGCGCAGCCAGCUGCAGGGAGCUAUGCAUCAGUUCAACCAGAGAUACCUCUACUCUGCAUCCAUGAUGUCCGCUGAGAAUGAUCCGCUAGGCCCUCUACCUCCUGGAUGGGAGAGGCGCGUGGACUCUAACGACAGAGUGUACUUUGUGAACCACAAUACCAAGACAACCCAGUGGGAAGACCCUCGCACCCAAGGGCUGCAGAAUGAGGAUCCUCUGCCUGAAGGCUGGGAAAUCCGCUACACGAGGGAAGGGGUCCGCUACUUUGUGGACCACAACACCCGGACCACCACUUUCAGCGACCCGCGCACCGGGAAGUCUUCUGUCACCAAAGGCCCGCAGAUCGCAUAUGAGCGCAGCUUCAGGUGGAAGCUGGCUCACUUCCGCUACCUGUGUCAGUCCAAUGCGCUCCCGAGCCACGUGAAGAUCACCGUCUCCAGACAGACGCUGUUUGAGGACUCCUUUCAGCAAAUUAUGGCCCUGAAACCAUACGACCUAAGGAGGAGGCUGUAUGUCAUCUUCAGAGGCGAGGAGGGUCUGGACUAUGGUGGCUUAGCCAGGGAGUGGUUCUUCCUGUUGUCCCACGAAGUGCUGAACCCCAUGUACUGUCUGUUCGAGUACGCUGGCAAGAGCAACUACUGUCUGCAGAUCAACCCGGCAUCCGCCAUCAACCCAGACCACCUCUCCUACUUCUGCUUCAUAGGCCGCUUCAUUGCAAUGGCGCUUUUCCAUGGGAAGUUCAUUGACACUGGCUUCUCUUUGCCUUUCUACAAACGAAUGCUGAACAAGAAGCUCAUCCUUAAAGACCUGGAGUCCAUUGACCCCGAGUUCUACAACUCUCUCAUAUGGAUUAGGGACAACAACAUAGAGGAAUGUGGGCUGGAGAUGUACUUCUCCGUGGACAUGGAGAUCUUGGGGAAGAUCUCUUCUCACGACCUGAAACCUGAUGGGACCGACAUCCUGGUCACUGAGGAGAACAAGGAGGAGUACAUCAGUCUGAUGGCGGAGUGGAGGUUCUCCCGGGGGGUGGAGGGUCAAACCAAAGCGUUCCUGGAUGGCUUCAACGAGGUGGUCCCACUGCAGUGGUUGCAGUACUUUGAUGAAAAGGAGCUGGAGGUGAUGCUGUGCGGCAUGCAGGAGGUAGACCUCCAGGACUGGCAGAGGAACACGGUGUAUCGCCACUACACCAGGAACAGCAAACAGAUCAUCUGGUUCUGGCAGCUGGUGAAAGAAGUGGACAACGAGGUGCGGCUGCGACUCAUGCAGUUCGUCACGGGAACGUGUCGGCUUCCUUUGGGCGGCUUUGCUGAACUUAUGGGAAGUAACGGGCCUCAGAAGUUCUGCAUCGAGAAAGUGGGGAAGGACACAUGGCUCCCCCGGAGCCACACAUGUUUUAACCGUCUGGACCUGCCGCCCUACAAAAGCUACGAACAGCUGAAGGAGAAGCUGCUCUUCGCCAUCGAGGAAACAGAAGGAUUCGGCCAAGAAUAGAGGGACUCGUCGUCCGGCGUCUCCCUCUGCUACGCCCCCUGCUGUUCAGUCAGCCAAGAAAAAAAAAAAACACGAAAAAUAAUUGCACAAGAUAACAACCAAUGUAUAUAAGCUAUUUUGUCAUUUAAAACCAAAUCCUAAUUUGCAGCAUAAUUUUUGCCGCAUUCCUGUUCCUAGUCCUUAUAUAAUAUAUAACUACCCUCCAUGAAGAUAUGCAAACAUUUCAUCGAUCUGCUCGUCUGUUUAAAAACAGAAAUCCUGGAUAUUUUUGAAGAUAUCCUCCCCCCACACAGCUUGACUGGCUUUUAAAAAAAAAUAGACUGAAAGUGUUUUCCAGAGGGUUUUAUAGUUUAGGCUCAACGUUCUUUUAAAGCUCUAGUUCUAUAGAGCUGUUUAAAAGGCAGAAAGUAGUUGCAUUUGGCGUUCAGUGCCUGAAAACUUCCUUUUCCUGUCGGACAGAUAGUCAUUUUAGAAACCCUGCGUGCUUGCAUGCUGCCUAUGAAGAUUAGACGAGCGCUGUGACCACCAACACAAGCGUGCACGUAGACUUUUUUUUUUUGUUUUUUGUUUUUUUUUUGGCAUGGAUCGCCGCAUCUCCCAAAUGUCCAGAACGCUCGGUGUUCAGAAGCUACAAACCUGAAAGCACAGAACAUCGCUCCCAGUCGUUCGGACCAGCACCAGCCGGAGGCCAGAACCAGAUCCUUCUCUUCGGGGCAAGAUAAUAACAUCCUGAUUGUCUUUAAGGUUCAAAGGACUGGAAGAUAUUAGAUAUUCGCAUUGAAAACAAGCCAUCAGAAUGUAUAUGUCGGUGUGAGACUGCGGCGGGAGUGCCAGAGCUGUUCCAGGCUACCUCGACUGUGGCCUGUUUGCACACUGUGACGUGAUGAGAGAAGGGCUGUGGGACGGCAGCCUACGAGGAUCACGCUCUGAAUCUGCAGUUUAAAUUUGCAAAUCAGAAAAUGGACAAAAAAAAAGAUUUUGUGGCCCUGUUUGUGUGAUUUGCAGAUAUGGGAGUUGGACUGCAGGCUGCGUCUCACCGUCCUUUGAAGCCACUGUGUUUGACGCAGCGCUUACGGUCCAGUUUUAACCCUUUAGCAGACGGUGCUGAGCAAAAAAUAAGGAUUCCAACCAUGGUUACCAGAAUAUAUUUAGCCAUUAUUUUCAUGUAGUUAGGUCCAGGUAAUAGUGUUUAAAAAAAAAAAAAGUAUCAUGUUUGUGUCUAAAUUAAAAAAAAAACAUGAAAGCAAGUCAGAAAAGCAGGCAGAUCAGAGGAGCAAAAAUAAACCAAAAACCCGGCCCAGCUACACCAGACAGUUCAGAUUAGUUCAUAUACGAUGCUCACGUUUGAGUUCAUAAAGGCCUUAUUUGUGUCCCCCUGCUCAGAAAACCCACCGCCUGCACUUCCUUCGUCCUUUAACUCCGUUUCAAAGGGACAGCCUCUUCUUUUUCCAAGGGUCACAUCAUACGCUGCAGUUUUUCUGAUUAUUUCCGGUCUGAGUCCAGGAGGAAGAGCUACAUUUAGGCAGCGGGUAGCCAGUCUGGUGUUGGAUCGCUGCCGUCCCUUAGGCGCCUGGUGUCGGCCGCGUGAACGCGCGUUCAGCCGGCGGGCCGCAGGGCGGAGCGACGGUAUCAGGAGGACGCUCUCAGUAGCAAAAGGAGGUCCUUUCAUACAGAGAUCCAUCAAACUGUGCUUCCUUAUCAGCGGAAACCUGUAACCCAAAUCAGCUGUAUAUCCCAGUGUUGAUCGCAUAGAGACAGUAAAUGAAGUUCCUUUAAAUAUUAUAAUCGACCACACAGAGCGACUGCUCCACUGAUGGAAAUCUGUGAUGCCUUUUGUUCUUAUCAGAAUAGCCGGGCCGUUUCAGGCCGUCCUCGGGUCGCAGCGCCGCGCUCCCAGAAGGCCAUUUGAACCCGUCCGGGUGGAGCAGGAGACGGGUGCUGCGGCUCAGGCCGCCUGAAACGCCGCCACUCUAACAUAUCACGUGUAGAUACACACUGUAAAACACCAACCACACUGUACAGAAUGCCCCUUUACUGGAGACCAUGUGUAUAGAAGAUUCAUUUUUAAUCUGCUUUCACCCAUUUUAAAUGGAAGAGAGAUGGAUUUAUGAGAUACAAAUAAAUGACUAAACCCUG
Fundulus heteroclitus (mummichog) is the source of this 5325-nucleotide messenger RNA. RefSeq names its product NEDD4-like E3 ubiquitin-protein ligase WWP1. Gene Ontology annotation, biological process: ubiquitin-dependent protein catabolic process. Lineage: Eukaryota; Metazoa; Chordata; Actinopteri; Cyprinodontiformes; Fundulidae. Gene Ontology annotation, molecular function: protein binding; ubiquitin protein ligase activity. The transcript is spliced from 25 exons. The record is from RefSeq and is a predicted model, not a curated record. Bases 289 to 3189 code for a protein of 966 amino acids.